AUGACAUGCAUCUCCUCAUUUCUCCAACAGGUCAGUGAGGACUGUCUCUACCUUAACAUCUUUGUCCCUCGAGACGUAAACUUCAGCUCUCCUCUGCAAAGCCUCCUGCCCGUCAUGGUGUGGAUCCAUGGUGGGGAUUUCAUAGCUGGGUCAGCCUCAAAGCCCAUGCAUGAUGGACGUUUCAUCAGCAACUUCACCCACACUAUUGUUGUAAAUGUGGAAUACCGGCUUGGCGCAUUUGGAUUCCUGGUGUCUGGCAAAGACCCUCAAACCUCAGCCGCGGGGAAUUAUGGAAUUUUGGAUCAGCAAGCAGCCCUGGUUUGGGUUCAGAGGAACAUUGCUGUGUUUGGAGGCGACCCUGGCAAGGCAAGCAAGCAAACACACACACAAAUCCACAUCCCAGGCCAAUGUCUCAAGAUAAGACAUUUAUUCUACGUGACACUAUUUGGGGAGAGUGCAGGUGCUCAGUCGGUGAGUCUUCACCUGAUGAUCCAGAGCAGCAAGCCGCUGUUUAAACAGGCAGUCCUGCAGAGCCUGCCGUUCUCCAUCCCACUUAAAACCAGACACGAUGCCCUGAAGCUGGGAAAAAACUUCGCAAAACAGACCAACUGCUCAGUGAGCGACUUCGUCUGCCUGCUGUCUCUCCCUCCACAGGCUGUCCUGUCCGCGCAGAUGAAAACAAGUUCUAAGAUUGUGAACCCCUUCAGGUUCUUGGAGGUUUUUGAGACAUGGGGUCCAUACAUUGAUGGGGAGUUGAUCAAAGAACAGGCGAUUGCAGCCUUUCAGAAAGGACACUGGCAAAAAGAGAAGGCAGUGCUGCUGGGUACAACCUCAGAGGAAGGGGUGCUUUUUGUGUAUGGUGUCUUCAACAAGCCUGUAUCUGCAGUGGAGUGCACUGUGUACAUCACAGCAAUCUUUAAACAACAUGCUCUACGGAUCCUACACAAAUACCUGCCCCUGUAUAGGGAUGCUGACCACCGGAAUAUGAUGGCUCAGGUAAGACAGACUCAGAAAAAAUGCAUCCUGACACGAGUCUUUAUGUCAUGGAAGGGGAGAAACUCAGGCUAUUUAUCCCGAAAAACUAUGAAAAAAUUGCGAUUACUUUGUUUCCCCAAAGGUUUGGUCAAAUAA
Molecule: messenger RNA, 1131 nt
Organism: Menidia menidia (Atlantic silverside)
Lineage: Eukaryota; Metazoa; Chordata; Actinopteri; Atheriniformes; Atherinopsidae
Source: the annotation of a GenBank genome assembly